UGCCGAAGCGGACCAUCCACUUUUCGCUUGCAGAGGCAGCAAGUCCUGAGUUCUCUUCCCGCGCAAGUGACAACUUCCCUGGAACUUGGAUUACGCAGAAGAUUCUAAUUUUUUAAAAACUUUAUUUUCAGGCAAUUUCCCCCGGAACCAUUUACUUCCAGAGGAUCAAGGGAGUUGGACCUGAAGUCUGGCCAUGGCAUCUCAAUGUCGAAGUCUGAGUUUCUCUUCAGAUGAUAAUGGUCAAUCAAACUUCCGGGGGAAGCUUCUGACUAUUGAUUCAAAGCUGGGGAGCCAAGAUGUGGAGGCCUUGAAGUUUCUCUGCCGAGACUGCAUCUCCCACAAGGAGCUGGAGAAGGCCAGCUCGGCCUCCGACAUCUUUGAUCAUCUGUUGGCAGAGGAGCAGCUGAGCGAGGAAGACUCCUUCUUCCUGGCGGAACUCCUCUACCUGAUCAAGCAGAAAUCGUUGCUGCGCUACCUCAACCAAACCAAGGAGCAAGUGGAAAGUUUGCUGCCCACCCGAGGGAGGGUCCCUCUGUUCAGAAAGCUGCUCUACGAACUGUCAGAAAGCAUCAGCUCAGAUAACUUAAAGAACAUGAUCUUCCUUCAGAGGGACUCGAUUCCCAAAAUCCAGAUGACCUCGCUAAGUUUCCUGGCAUAUCUGGAGAGACAAGGUCAAAUAGAUGAAGAUAAUCUGAAGUUACUGGAGGAUCUCUGCAGAAGAGUUGUGCCUAACCUUGUGAGAAAGAUAGAAAAAUAUAAAAGAGAGAAAGCCUCCCGGGCUCCUCCCACACGUGUGGGAGACAAGGAACUUGUGUCAUUGCCCCAAGGAGAGGAAGAAACGUUCCCCUGUUAUAACAUGGAACCGUUGUCAGAAGCCUUACCGGAGACAGGUGUGUACAGGAUGAAUCGGAAACAUAGAGGCCACUGUGUGGUUGUCAAUAACCACACAUUUACCUCAAUGGACGACAGACCAGGGACUGAUAAAGACGCUGAGCACUUGAAGCAUGUGUUUGAGUGGCUUGGGUUCAGCGUAUGUGUGUAUGACAAUGUGACCAAAGGACGUCUGGACGAGGUUCUGCAGGAAUACAAGAGCCAUCCAGGCCAUGCUGACGGAGACUGCUUUGUGUUCUGUGUUCUGAGCCAUGGGGAAUACGGAGCUGUCUACUCUUCGGAUGAGAUCCUCGUUCCCAUUCAGGAGAUCACGUCUCACUUCACAGCCCAGAAAUGUCCCAGUCUGGCUCAUAAGCCCAAACUCUUUUUCAUCCAGGCCUGCCAGGGGGAAGAGAUACAACCUCCUGUAUACAUUGAAGCAGAUGCUGUAAAUCCUGAGCAUGUGGCCCCUUCCCUUCAGAAGAGUAUUCCCAAUGAGGCAGACUUUCUUCUUGGCCUGGCCACUGUCCCUGGCUACAAGGCCCUUCGGCAUAUGGUGGACGGCAGCUGGUAUAUCCAGUCUCUGUGUCAUCAUCUGAAGAGCUUGGUCCCAAGAAAUGAAGAUAUCUUGUCCAUCCUCACCGUUGUCAACCGUGAUGUGAGUCAAAAAGCAGACAGUAAAGGAAAAUGGAAACAGAUGCCCCAACCGGCCUUCACCCUACGGAAGAAGCUAGUAUUCCCUGUGCCCCCGGAAAGACUUUAGUAAGAGAGAGUUCCCAUUGGCUCUUCGACUUGAAAGGAAGCUUGGGUCAGCCAUUCCAGCCUCCUGCCCCUCACAGGAAUCUGUGACAGACGGUGAGCUGACCUCUGUCUGUCAUUCUAAUAACUGGAAAUACCCUAUUU
Mustela lutreola (European mink) is the source of this 1773-nucleotide messenger RNA. RefSeq names its product caspase 10 (gene CASP10). The transcript is spliced from 8 exons. Gene Ontology annotation, biological process: proteolysis; negative regulation of extrinsic apoptotic signaling pathway via death domain receptors. Lineage: Eukaryota; Metazoa; Chordata; Mammalia; Carnivora; Mustelidae. Bases 194 to 1633 code for a protein of 479 amino acids. Gene Ontology annotation, molecular function: protein binding. The record is from RefSeq and is a predicted model, not a curated record.